This is a messenger RNA of Rosa rugosa (rugosa rose), 1754 nucleotides long. Its product is annotated as origin of replication complex subunit 2. Gene Ontology annotation, cellular component: nuclear origin of replication recognition complex; nucleus. Lineage: Eukaryota; Viridiplantae; Streptophyta; Magnoliopsida; Rosales; Rosaceae. The transcript has 6 exons. The record is from RefSeq and is a predicted model, not a curated record. Gene Ontology annotation, molecular function: DNA replication origin binding. The coding region runs from base 58 to 1149 and encodes 363 amino acids. Gene Ontology annotation, biological process: DNA replication.
GGCACCAAUUCUUCUGAGUAGCGUUGGGGCUGUGGUCAAACUCAAAAUCGAAGGGCAAUGGAGAUGAACGAUGCCGACGACGAAGAGUUUGGGUUCUCUAGAAACUACUUUCUGGCGAAGGAGCUCGGUGGCUCCGCCGUGAAAUCCCACUCUAAGCUCUCCGAUAUCAAUAUCGUCGACGAACAGGAACUGAGGGCAGCUGUAUCUAAUAUUGAACCCAAACAUGAGAAAGAGAUCAAGGAUUUGAUUAGCAGUUAUAAGAGGUUGUACCCCAGAUGGGCUUUUGAUCUUAGGUGUGGUCUUGGUCUUCUCAUGUAUGGAUUUGGAUCUAAGAAGACUUUGCUUGAAGAUUUUGCUUCAACAUCCUUGACCGAGUAUUCUGCGUUUGUUAUCAAUGGAUAUCUUCCAACAAUAAAUAUAAAGCAGGUUUUGACAUCCUUAGCUGAAGUUCUAUGGGAUCAAUUGAAAAUCAAACGCAGAACUCCUUCUAAGAGCUUGUCCAAAGAUCAACAACCCUUUAGUUCUCGAUCUGUGGAGGAUCUUCUUGCAUUUUUGGAUGGAUCAGAGGAUAGGACAAGUGAAUUUCUUGUAUGUGUAAUCAUUCACAACAUUGAUGGGCCUGGAUUAAGGGACUCUGAAAUCCAGCAGUAUCUUGCAAGAGUUGCUUCUUGUCCCAAUAUUCGUAUUGUGGCCUCUAUCGACCAUGUGAAUGCACCUCUUUUGUGGGACAAGAAGAUGGUUCACACUCAAUUCAACUGGUGCUGGUAUCAUGUUCCUACCUUUGCGCCAUACAAGAUCGAAGGAACGUUCUUUCCCUUGAUUCUAGCUCAUGGCAAUACCACCCAAACUGCCAAAAAUGCUGUUAUAGUUUUACAGAGUUUGACACCCAAUGCCCAGGGCGUGUUCAAAAUUCUUGCAGAAUAUCAACUGUCUCACUCUGAAGAAGAAGGGAUGCCAAUUGAUAAUCUGUUUGCAACCUGUCGCGAACGCUUCCUCGUGGGCAGCCGGCCUAUGCUCAACUCCCAUUUGACCGAAUUCAAAGAUCAUGAGUUGGUCAAAACAAGAAGGCAUUCUGAUGGCCAGGAUUGCUUGUACAUUCCUCUAACAAGUGAGGCACUUGAAAAACUACUAGUGGAGAUGACUCAGUAACUACUUAAAAUCCUCAUUCCUCCGAAUUUGGCAAAAUUUAAGUUCUAACAGAAGUGUCGAGUAUCUAAAUUUCUUACUUCCUACUUAAACAUUUUAUUCUAUUUCAUUUCUUUGGCACGGGGAGGUUCAUUGCAUUAGCUGCAGGGAAUCGAAGCUGGGUGCAGGCCAGAAAAGUGUAAAUAACUAAAAACCUAGACAAAGAAAAGAGGAGGGUUUUCUGAGGAGCGGUUUUGAUCAAGGAUGGACAAUUGGACAAAUAUGAAAACUAAAACUUUGUCAUGUUCACCGUGUGUGAGCAUCUGUGUGCUGUGUAGAUGCUCACACAGUUUAGUAUAUAUGAUCAGUUUGUGAGGUGUGGGAUGCCUGAAGACAAAUCUGACCUUAUCAGCUGAAACCAAGGUAUAUCCUGGCUUUAUCUGCCUACUUGCCUCGAUGAACAUCUUGCCAAGAUAAGGGUUUACUUUAAAUAACUUGUCAUAUUCUUAGGAUAAAAGCCAUAAUAGUCAACUUGCUCCAUCCUCUUUGAAUUUGUACUGUGAUUUUCAAAAAUUUUCACUUUCCCUUUGUCAACUUUCCAUGAAUUUUGAGAGUUAUCGAAUUUCACC